AUGUUGAGUCAGACUUUCUCUGGAGUACCAUUGGCAUUGAUGAAAAGAGUUUCAGCAAAAAAGUCAGGAAAAAGAUCCAAAUACACACCAGAAAUGAAGUCCUUUGCACUCACUCUGCAGUUUUAUUCUGCUAAGGCAUACGAGUUUUUGAGAAAGACCUUCAAUAUUGCUCUUCCUAGCCAAUCACAGAUCAGGAGAUGGUAUGGCAAAGUUCAAGCAGACCCUGGGUUUACACAACCAGCAUUUAAUGCGUUGAAAGUGAAAGUGGAAGAUGCUGAAAAGAAUGGGAAAAAAGUUAUUUGCUCCCUAAUGAUGGAUGAGAUGGCAAUAAAGAAACAUAUCAUGGGAUGGGAAGAAAUAUAA
This is a messenger RNA of Paramuricea clavata, 363 nucleotides long. The record is from the annotation of a GenBank genome assembly. NCBI's taxonomy places the organism in Eukaryota, Metazoa, Cnidaria, Anthozoa, Malacalcyonacea, Plexauridae.